Molecule: messenger RNA, 1599 nt
Organism: Geodia barretti
Lineage: Eukaryota; Metazoa; Porifera; Demospongiae; Tetractinellida; Geodiidae
Source: the annotation of a GenBank genome assembly
AUGGGAUAUUCGGAUCAGGAGUUGGAACGCCCGAUCGUCGGCAUCAUCAACACCUUCAGCGGUUUUAAUAGCUGCCAUCACAAUUUUGCUGACCUGAUCGAAGCGGUGAAGCGGGGGGUGCUGUCUCACGGUGGGCUGCCAAUUGAAUUCCCGACGAUCUCGCUUGGGGAGAUGUUUACAGCACCUACCACGAUGAUGUUCCGCAACCUGAUGGCGAUGGAUACAGAGGAGAUGAUCCGCGCCCAGCCGAUGGAUGGCGUUGUCCUGUUAGGUGGCUGUGAUAAGACCGUUCCCGCUCAAUUGAUGGGGGCUGUGAGUGCUGACCGUCCGGCGAUUUGUCUGGUCGCGGGACCGAUGAUCGCCGGGGAUUAUCAAGGGCAACGACUGGGGGCUUGCACCGACUGCCGCCGAUUCUGGGGCGAAUAUCGCGCUGGACGUUUGAACGCAGACGAGGUGGCUGAGAUUGAGAGUCGGUUGUGUUCCAGCACAGGAACUUGUAUGGUAAUGGGCACAGCCAGCACAAUGGCGGCGUUGGCGGAGGUGCUUGGACUGAUGUUGCCCGGCGGUGCCGCUAUCCCUGCGGUGAUGUCAGAGCGGCGUCGUCAUGCGGAAGCGACGGGUAGAACAAUUGUCUCAAUGAUUAAAAACGAUCUCCGUCCGUCGAAGAUUUUGACGCAACAAUCUUUCGAGAACGCGAUCCGUCUCCUGAUGGCGAUUGGUGGUUCAACAAAUGGUGUCAUCCACUUGACAGCGAUUGCGCGGCGACUUGGCAUUAAACUUAAACUCACGGACUUUGAUCAGAUCAGCGAUGAGACUCCGGUCAUAGUAAAUCUCAAACCGAGCGGUGAGUAUUAUAUGGAAGAUCUCUUUAAGGCGGGUGGAAUCCCGGUGGUGAUGAAAGCCCUCGAAGAUGUUCUCCAUCGAGAUGCCCAGACGGUGCUAGGGAGUACCAUCGGAGAGAACCUCUCGGCGGUGCCUCAUCCAGCAGCGUGGCAGGAUGUCAUCAAGCCUAGAACGGCACCACUAUUUGAAUCUGGUACGCUUGCCAGCCUCUUUGGGAACUUAGCGCCGCAGGGAGCGGUGAUUAAGCGUUCGGCUGCUUCUCCUGAUCUACUGACACAUCGGGGACCGGCGGUCGUCUUUAAGUCGCUGGAAGAUCUACACAACCGCAUUGAUGAUCCCGAUUUACCCGUCACCCCAGAGCACAUCAUCGUUCUGCAGAACGCGGGACCCAUUGGUGGGCCGGGGAUGCCGGAGGCGGGCUACCUCCCGAUCCCGAAAAAACUCCUGCGGGCUGGCGUUAAAGAUAUGGUUCGCAUCUCCGACGCCCGGAUGAGUGGGACGGCAUUCGGCACGAUUGUACUCCACAUCGCUCCCGAAGCGGCUAUCGGCGGACCUCUCGCGCUGGUGGAGGAGGGCGAUCUGAUUGAGUUGGAUGUCCCAAACAAACGGUUGGAAUUGUUGGUUGAUGACACAGUAUUAGCCAAGCGGCAGGAGCAGCUCGUUCUGCCUGAACCACACUUCCAGCGAGGCUAUGGGUUGCUAUAUACCCAGCACAUUGAGCAGGCACACUUGGGCUGUGAUUUUGAUUUCCUUUAG